AGCUUCACUUUGUUUCUAUGGCGGCCGGAUCUGAGAGCUGCUGUCACUCACGGUGUCUGUGUCGACAGUAAAUAAAACAUAAAAACAGUCAUUUACACUGAUUUCACUCCGUCUAGCACAAGAUCAAUAUUGAGUCUCGGGCUUCAGCAGUUUUGGAGCGCCAGGUGAGGGUCUUUAAUGCUGAAAUAAAGCAUCUCCUGAAAGUGACCGGCAGUGCGCUCAUGGCGUCUCUGUCAGAGGAGGUGUUGUUGGUGGUGAAGAGGGUCCGUCAGAGGAAGCAGGAUGGAACUCUAUAUCUGAUGGCUGAGCGGAUCGCCUGGGGUCCGGAGGGGAAGGACCGCUUCCCUGUCAGCCAUCUGUACGCUGACAUCCGCUGUCAGAAGAUCAGUCCCGACGGCAAAGCAAAGAUCCAGCUUCAGUUGGUUCUGCACACGGGCGAAAGCAGCACUUUUCAUUUUGCCAAUGAGAGCACGGCACUGAAGGACAGAGACGCCACCAAAGAACUCCUACAGCAACUCCUGCCCAGGUUCAAGAAGAAAGCCAACAAAGAGCUGGAGGAGAAGAAUAGGAUGCUGCAGGAAGACCCCGUUCUGUUUCAGCUCUACAAGGAUUUGGUGGUGAGUCAGGUGAUCAGCGCUGAGGAGUUCUGGGCCAAUCGGCUGAGCUUGAGUUCUGUAGAGCACUCUCUUUCCAACGACAGCAAACAGGAAGUGGGCAUCUCUGCUGCCUUCCUGGCCGACAUCAGACCGCAGACAGACGGCUGCAACGGUCUGCGCUACAACCUGACGUCUGACAUCAUCGAGUCGAUCUUUAGAACCUAUCCUACCGUGAAGCAGAAAUACGCCGAGAACGUUCCGCACAACCUGACCGAGAAAGAGUUCUGGACACACUUCUUUCAGUCUCAUUACUUCCACAGAGAUCGACUCAACACGGGCCAGCAGGACAUCUUCUCCGAGUGUGCCAAACAGGAUGAGAAAGGUCUGAAGUCGAUGGUGACUCAGGGUGUGAAGAACCCCAUGGUGGAUCUGCUCGCUCUGGAGGAUAAAACAUUAGAUGAGGGCUACGGCACAGCGGCGGCUCCCUCCACCUCAAACGUGACCAAAACACUGAGAGAAAACAGCAACUGUGCCAUUAUCAAACGCUUCAAUCAUCACAGUGCCAUGGUGCUCGCCGCCGGCCUGCGCAGAGCGGAACCCUGCAGUGAUCAGACCAGUGAAACCAGCAGCACUGAUGGAAACUCCAGAGACUCAGAUUUCUUCCAGCCUCCUCUGAAAAAGGUGAAAUUACAGGAAGCCAUCGAAUAUGAUGAUCUGCAGAGUGACUGCCGCCGCAAACCCAUUUCUCUGAACCUGAAGAAAUCUGACAGAUAUUCUCACGGUCCGGUUCCUCUGCAGUCACAGCCGUACACCAGCAGUCAGGACAUCUUAAACUCCAUCGCUGUCAUCCAGCAAGAGAUGAAGAGUUAUAAACCCCGCCUGACUCAGGUGAUGUCCAGCAGUGCGGCGAGCUCGGCCAUCACGUCUCUCUCUCCUGGAGGCGUUCUGAUGCAGGGGGGAAGUCAACAGACUGUUAACCAGUUAGUGCCCAGUGACCUUCAGAGCGAGCUGAAGCAUCUGUAUACAGCGGCUGGAGAACUCCUCCGACACUUCUGGACAUGUUUCCCUGUGAACACUCUGUUCCUGGAGGAAAAGGUUGUUAAGAUGCAAUCCAACCUGGAACGAUUUCAGUUGACUAAACUCCGCCCCUUUCAAGAGAAGAUCCAACGGCAGUAUUUGAGCGCUAAUCUCACGGCUCAUCUGGAGGAAAUGCUUCAGGCUGCGUACAGUAAAUUCCAAGCCUGGCAAAGCCGUCGAAUGAUGAGGAAGACCUGAGAAGAUCCAGAGAAAGUGUUUGCUUUGAAAGAGAGAAAAGACUCUAGCUCAAAUCACAACAAAAGGGAGAGGAGGAAACACACGCUCUCCCGGCCUGGGCCCACUCGGGUCAGUGCUGGUGGGCGUGUCUGCCUGGGGGAGGGGCUUGGUCACACUGUCAUCGUCCAUGUGGAGAUGGACAUCUGCAGUCACAAAUAACUGUUUUCUUCUCUGUUUCUAUUUUGUUGGUUCACUUCGGUUUCGUUCCGUUCUGUUUCCCUUUAUUUCAGUGGAUAAUUUAAUGUCCGUGGUAAGAUGUGACAUUUUAACAGUCUUGUAUUUCUACAAUGACCAAACUGGGCGUAAUAAACCAGUGGAAGGUUUCUCAGGAACUUAUAACGUUUAAUGCGAAGGACUGUUUGAGCGAGAAGUUUAAGUGGAUGACUGCAAUCCAGUUCAACUCUCCCGAGACACGAGUCAGUUGUUCAAGACAAGCUGACGGGAGGAAAUAAAGCAAUACUGUAAAUGAAUAUAAAUCCUCUGUAACGCAUUAACUGAUCUGUGUGACAGCACUGCGUGUUAAUGCUUCUGCAGCUGCACUGAGUCGUGGAUGUCAUUUCAAAUAAAGUCAUCAAACUGUUA
This is a messenger RNA of Triplophysa dalaica, 2492 nucleotides long. RefSeq names its product general transcription factor IIH, polypeptide 1 (gene gtf2h1). The coding region runs from base 222 to 1871 and encodes 549 amino acids. Gene Ontology annotation, biological process: nucleotide-excision repair; transcription by RNA polymerase II; transcription by RNA polymerase I. The transcript is spliced from 15 exons. Gene Ontology annotation, cellular component: transcription factor TFIIH holo complex; transcription factor TFIIH core complex. The record is from RefSeq and is a predicted model, not a curated record. NCBI's taxonomy places the organism in Eukaryota, Metazoa, Chordata, Actinopteri, Cypriniformes, Nemacheilidae.